AUGGGGCGGCAGGACCGCCGUUGCCUUUAUAGGAGCCUGCCUGAAAAGGACGCGCAGGCGCGAAACAAGUCUCCAUCGGUAGUUUCGGAUAAAGAUAAAAAGAAACCCAAAGAAAAGAAGAAGAAAGGUGAAUCUGGUUCCAGCAGUAGCGAUAGCAGUGGAAGCUCAUCUGACUCCAGUUCCUCACGAUCAUCAAGAUCUUCGUCAAGUAGUUCUGGCAGUUCCUCGCGCUCGUCUUCUAGUUCUAGCUCAUCCAGCAGCAGCAGUGGCACUAAUGACAGAUCUAGGCCAAAGAAGAAAAUUUCACCUCGCAAGAGCCCAGCUAAGGACCGCCGUGACCUAACAAGAGACAAAGGCAGGGAUAGGUCUCCUUUAGAUAAGAAAAAUGUGAUAGUACCAACAUCUAUAGAUAAAUCCAAAACAAGAGAUAAAAAUGAGAGAUCACCAGUCCGGAAGAAGCGCGAGCGUUCACCAGCACCAAGACCAACUCGUAUUCAUAUAGGACGUUUGACUUUGAAUGUUUCCCGUGAUCACAUUCAAGAAAUAUUUUCUACUUAUGGUACAGUGAAGGCUGUUGAGUUUCCUAUGGACCGCCUUCACCCUCACAAUGGCAGAGGUUAUGCAUAUGUUGAGUUUAGCAAUCCAGAUGAAGCUGAGAAUGCUAUGAAGCACAUGGACGGAGGUCAGAUCGACGGACAAGAGAUAACAGCAGCUCCGGUGCUGAUUCCGUCGCGUCCGCGUCGGUUUUCCCCUCGCCCACCUCCACCGCGUCAUGUACCACCCCGACGACAUUCACCACCCAGGUACCGCCGUCGUAGCCCGGUACGACGCCGGUCUCCGCCCCGUCGGCUCACAGAUACAGUACACCCCACUUUCACAAAAGCUGUCAAGUUAGCUUCAGUUAUCUCCAAGAUCCCAAGAUCCCGCUUCAAAGCCCAAGUAAUUAAGUCAACCGAUUAA
Molecule: messenger RNA, 960 nt
Organism: Leptosia nina
Lineage: Eukaryota; Metazoa; Arthropoda; Insecta; Lepidoptera; Pieridae
Source: the annotation of a GenBank genome assembly